CAAGAAACAAUAACGUAGAACUAAAAAGAACAAGAAUCUUUUAUUCUUAAUGUGUAUUUGAACAUUAAAUAUGCCUUUCUGAUUUUCAAGUAAAACUUUAUGCAGGACGCUUGUAUAAAAAAAAUUUUUUUUGAAUUUAACGUAUUUAAUAGACAGCAUCCGAAUACGCGUCAAGAGUACUGCUUCAAGCAUAUUUUAUGAGACGAAUAUGAUUUACUAGAUGUUGCAAAUAUUUCAAGAUGCUAUAUAGACCAAUCAUAAUUUUUCUUUAAGCGCUUCGAAGUGUUUGUAGCGGCAAAUGGAUCCUAUCCAACGUUGUGCUGGUCACGUUAUUACAACUGUUUUCGCUCUUGUCAGACGUCUAGUAUGAUAGAGUUAUAGGAAAUUUCGAUAAUAUGACGACCAGGACAUUGCUAUAUCUAGGUGGCACAGCAAAUAAAUGCCUUUUUACAUCUGUACAAUACUGCAGGCUUCAAUUGCAAAUACCACAAUACAGGCAAAUAAGGAACCUGAGAAAAUUGGACAUUUCCAUCAAACAACCAAAAUCUCCUUUUCUAAAUAUUAAUUCUGAGACUGGGAACAUACAGCCUUUAAAACUAUGGAAGCAUCUUGCUUUUGCUGUUACAUUUAGCGGAGUUUCCAUGAUGGGUGCUGCAAUUUGGGAAUAUGAAUAUAUCAGACAAGAAACACAUAAAAUACUCCAUUAUUAUAAAUAUUUACGAAUUCAUCGAACAGGAUGGAGAGGCGAGAUAGAGACAUGGUGGAAUAACUUGACAGAGGGUCAAAGAAUGUUUAUGCCCAUACUUUUUCUAAAUACUAUUGUAUUCUUGGCUUGGCGAGUGCCAGCAUGGCAAAAGGCUAUGGUACGCUAUUUCACUGCCGAUCCCAGCUCCAGGGUAUCAUGCUGGCCUAUGGUACUUUCCAUGUUUUCUCAUCUCAGCAUAUUUCAUCUGGCUGGGAAUAUGUAUGUAUUACACAGCUUCAGCACGAUAGCCGUGUCAUCGUUGGGGAAGGAGCAAUUUCUGGCUGUGUACUUAUCGGGUGGAGUAAUCUCUAGCUUUGUUAGCUACUUAUAUAAAACCGUUACUAGAACAGCAACCAUGUCUUUAGGAGCGUCGGGAGCCAUUAUGGGUGUUCUUGGAUAUAUCUUCACAGAAUUUCCUACCAUACCACUGCACAUAAUUUUUCUUCCUGCAAUCACAUUUACAGCUGGUACGGCAUUCAAAACAUUAAUGGCUGUGGAAGCAACUGGUUGUCUUUUACGAUGGAAAUACUUUGAUCAUGCUGCACAUUUAGGUGGUGCAUUAUUUGGAGUAUUCUGGUGUUAUUGGGGCAGUCAACAUAUUUGGGAAAAACGGAAGUCAUUUCUAACUCUGUGGCAUGAAUUACGGGAACCUCGAAAAACCCAAUGAUAUUUUAUAAUGUAUAUUCUAAAUCUAAUUAUAUUUUCGGCAACAACAUAUUCUUUAUUUGCAGAUUGUAAAAUUUCUAUUUAUUCGUGACGUGAAAAUAUUUUCAGAUUGUAAAAUUUCUAUUCAUUCGUAUAUCACAAGCAGCGUAAAAGUGAAAAAGAAUAUAUUAUAUAUUUUUAUUAUUUAUAGUAUCCAAUUUUAUAUAAUGAAAUAUAAUUUGUUUCUCAACAAAACAAUGAUAUAUGUAGAAAUUGCAUAACAAUUAUUACUUAUGUAACUUAAUUUUUAUUUAAAAACGGUUUGGUUUUUUUAUUUUAAUUUGUUCCUGUAAAAAAUAUGUAAUCUGUUAUUUUGAAAAUCUUUUUUUCUUAAUAAAAGAAUAAUAACAUCAGAUGGA
Molecule: messenger RNA, 1809 nt
Organism: Odontomachus brunneus
Lineage: Eukaryota; Metazoa; Arthropoda; Insecta; Hymenoptera; Formicidae
Gene: rho-7
Product: presenilins-associated rhomboid-like protein, mitochondrial
Exons: 9
Coding region: 396-1412 (338 amino acids)
Cellular component (GO): membrane
Molecular function (GO): serine-type endopeptidase activity
Source: RefSeq, a predicted model, not a curated record